AUGGCUGGGGCAAUUAUAGAAAACAUGAGCACCAAGAAGCUGUGCAUUGUUGGUGGGAUUCUGCUCGUGUUCCAAAUCAUCGCCUUUCUGGUGGGAGGCUUGAUUGCUCCUGGUCCCACAACGGCAGUGUCCUACAUGUCAGUGAAAUGCGUGGAUGUCCGUAAGAACCAUCACAAGGCAAAGUGGUUAAUGCCUUGGGGGCCUAAUCAGUGUGACAAGAUCCGAGACAUCGAGGAAGCGAUUCCAAGGGAAAUUGAAGCCAACGACAUUGUGUUUUCUGUCCACAUCCCCCUGCCCCCAAUGGAGAUGAGUCCGUGGUUCCAGUUCAUGCUGUUUAUCCUGCAGCUGGACAUCGCCUUCAGGCUGAACAACCAAAUAAAAGAAAAUGCAGAAGUGUCUAUGGAUGUUUCCCUGGCUUACCGUGAUGAUAUGUUUUCAGAAUGGACUGAAAUGGCCCACGAGAGAGUGCCACGAAAACUCAAAUGCAUCUUCACAUCCCCCAAGACCUCAGAGCAUGAGGGCCGCUACUAUGAUUGUGAUGUCCUUCCGUUCAUGGAAAUUGGGUCUGUGGCCCACAAGUAUUACCUUCUAAACAUCCGGCUGCCUGUGAAUGAGAAGAAGAAAAUCAAUGUUGGGAUUGGGGAGAUAAAGGAUAUUCGGUUGGUGGGAAUUCACCAAAAUGGAGGCUUCACCAAGGUGUGGUUUGCCAUGAAGACCUUCCUUACGCCCAGCAUCUUCAUCAUCAUGGUGUGGUAUUGGAGGAGGAUCACCAUGAUGUCCCGACCCCCUGUGCUUCUGGAAAAAGUCAUCUUCGCUCUUGGGAUUUCCAUGACCUUCAUCAACAUCCCAGUGGAAUGGUUUUCUAUUGGGUUUGACUGGACCUGGAUGCUACUGUUUGGUGACAUCCGACAAGGCAUCUUCUACGCAAUGCUUCUCUCCUUCUGGAUCAUCUUCUGUGGCGAGCACAUGAUGGAUCAGCAUGAGCGGAAUCACAUUGCCGGGUAUUGGAAACAAGUUGGACCAAUUGCUGUUGGCUCGUUCUGCCUCUUCAUCUUUGACAUGUGUGAGAGAGGGGUACAACUCACAAAUCCCUUCUACAGUAUCUGGACUACAGAUGUUGGAACAGAGCUGGCCAUGGCCUUCAUCAUCGUGGCUGGGAUCUGCCUCUGCCUCUACUUCCUGUUCCUGUGCUUCAUGGUGUUUCAGGUGUUUCGGAACAUCAGUGGGAAGCAGUCUAGCCUGCCCGCCAUGAGCAAAGUCCGGCGGCUACACUAUGAGGGGCUCAUUUUCAGGUUCAAGUUCCUUAUGCUUAUUACCUUGGCCUGUGCGGCCAUGACGGUCAUCUUCUUCAUCGUCAGUCAGGUGACUGAAGGCCAUUGGAAAUGGGGUGAUGUCACUGUCCAAGUCAACAGCGCCUUCUUCACAGGCAUCUAUGGGAUGUGGAACCUAUAUGUCUUUGCUUUGAUGUUCUUGUAUGCACCAUCCCAUAAGAACUACGGAGAAGACCAGUCCAAUGGCGAUCUGGGUGUCCACAGUGGGGAGGAACUCCAGCUCACCACCACUAUCACCCACGUGGACGGACCCACCGAGAUCUACAAGUUGACCCGCAAGGAGGCCCAGGAGUAGGAGGCUGCAGCGCCCGGCGGGGACUGUCUCCACACCCCAGCCCCUAACUAGAGCGGGGAGCGUGCCCAAGAGAGCUCAGUGUCCAAACGAAUGCCUCGCCUCGCUUAGUGUGGUUCCUUGGACCAGCAGCAUGGACGUUUGUUGUUUGCCUCUGAUGGUAGCUUUUGAAGGAAGAUUACUACAGCCACUAAUGCUUGUGUAUGAUAACAAAAACUCUGGUAUGACACAUUUUCUGUGAUCAUUUUAAAUUAGUGACCUAGAAACAUCUGUAGCAGGUGGUUAGUAAACCUCAUGUGUUGGGGGGUCUACUCUUUGGGGGAUGGUUUGGGCCAAAUGGGGUCUAUAUCGAGUGGAAUAUUUAACUUUUUUUUUUUUCCUGUUUUAGAUUCUAGGAUAGAUUUUAACAUCCUUUGCAGUCCAAGGUAGGCUGGUAUCAUAGUCUUCUCACUCCUAGUUCAUGACUUUUCUCCCCUAUUUAUAUUACCUAGUAGCCUAUUGAGUUAAUAUUUAAGUUGUCAGUAGAUACGUGUCCUCCUUUUUUUACCGCAUAAUAUAACUGAAUUUCAUGAGAGGGUCUGUUCCACCAGGGGCCUAUCAGCUUUGAAACCAAAUCUGUGUGUCUAAUACUAACCAGUCUGUUGGAUGUGGGUUUUAAACAUGUUUGCUAAACUACCCAAGUAGGAUUCAUUGUAUUAAAUGGCCUUUGGGUCUGAAAAGCUUUUUUAACCUCUUGCUUAAAAUGUGUUUUCUUUUGAUAAGAUGCUUCACACAGCCUCCGAGAGUGUGGAAUUCGAUCAUUUAAAUAAACCUGUAUGUGUACACA
This is a messenger RNA of Tupaia belangeri chinensis (Chinese tree shrew), 2449 nucleotides long. RefSeq names its product Wnt ligand secretion mediator (gene WLS). Gene Ontology annotation, biological process: Wnt protein secretion; intracellular protein transport; Wnt signaling pathway. Gene Ontology annotation, molecular function: Wnt-protein binding. Gene Ontology annotation, cellular component: endomembrane system; organelle membrane. The coding region runs from base 1 to 1626 and encodes 541 amino acids. The transcript has 12 exons. The record is from RefSeq and is a predicted model, not a curated record. NCBI's taxonomy places the organism in Eukaryota, Metazoa, Chordata, Mammalia, Scandentia, Tupaiidae.